Messenger RNA from Sorex araneus (European shrew), 10711 nucleotides. It is a transcript of the gene CLOCK, whose product is annotated as clock circadian regulator. The record is from RefSeq and is a predicted model, not a curated record. The transcript has 24 exons. Gene Ontology annotation, biological process: regulation of transcription by RNA polymerase II; circadian regulation of gene expression. Bases 520 to 3036 code for a protein of 838 amino acids. Gene Ontology annotation, cellular component: nucleus; CLOCK-BMAL transcription complex; cytoplasm. NCBI's taxonomy places the organism in Eukaryota, Metazoa, Chordata, Mammalia, Eulipotyphla, Soricidae. Gene Ontology annotation, molecular function: DNA-binding transcription factor activity, RNA polymerase II-specific; protein dimerization activity; E-box binding.
GGAGCGGUGGAUCUCGGGGCGGGGGGCGGGGGGCGCAACUCUGGGCCCCAGGUGCUGCCGGCGCCCCAGCCCGCCGCCGAGCGCCCGCGACGCCCCCGGCUCCGCCGCUUGCGAGCCGCCGCCGGCACCCCGGGGUGGGGGAGGGCAGGAGCCGGAGCCGCCGCCAGCCCCACGUGGGAAGAAAAAAGCACAAGAAGAAACUUGCACCGCCCCCGUCUGCUUGACAGUUACGCCGAUUCCCGCAAAUCGAAGUAGAGAAUUCUAAUACUGAUGGUCAACCAUAUAGAAGAUUACUUGAACCUAUAGGUUUUUGAAGAAUUAUUUCAAAAGAUCCAAAAAAAACACAAAAGGAAUUAUCCUGGAUAUGCUUGGGGAACCAUAUCAGAUGCUGGGGAUUGAACCCAGGUCAGCCUUGUGCAAAGCAAGCAACCUUUCCUCAUUUCUCCAGCCCCAGCAGUUUAUUUUUCAGAUAGAAGGAGAAGUACAAAUGUCUACCACAAGACGAAAACGUAGUAUGUUAUGUUGUUUACCGUAAGCUAUAGUAAAAUGAGCUCGAUUGUUGACAGAGAUGAUGGUAGUAUUUUUGAUGGGUUGGUGGAAGAAGAUGACAAGGACAAAGCAAAAAGAGUAUCUAGAAACAAAUCUGAAAAGAAACGUAGAGAUCAGUUUAAUGUUCUCAUUAAAGAAUUGGGAUCCAUGCUUCCUGGUAAUGCCAGAAAGAUGGACAAAUCUACUGUUCUACAGAAAAGCAUCGAUUUUUUACGAAGACAUAAAGAAAUCACCGCACAGUCAGAUGCUAGUGAAAUCCGACAGGACUGGAAACCUACAUUCCUUAGUAAUGAAGAGUUUACACAAUUAAUGUUAGAGGCUCUUGAUGGUUUUUUUUUAGCAAUCAUGACAGAUGGAAGCAUAAUAUAUGUGUCUGAGAGUGUAACUUCAUUACUUGAACAUUUACCAUCUGAUCUUGUGGAUCAAAGUAUAUUUAACUUUAUCCCAGAGGGGGAGCAUUCAGAGGUUUAUAAAACACUCUCUACCCAUCUGCUGGAAAGUGAUUCAUUAACCCCGGAAUAUUUAAAAUCAAAAAAUCAGUUAGAAUUCUCUUGUCAUAUGCUUCGAGGAACAAUAGACCCAAAGGAACCAUCUACUUAUGAAUAUGUAAAAUUUAUAGGAAAUUUCAAAUCUUUAAAUAGUGUAUCCACUUCAGCACACAAUGGUUUUGAAGGAACUAUACAACGCACACAUAGACCUUCUUAUGAAGAUAGAGUUUGCUUUGUAGCUACUGUCCGAUUAGCUACACCUCAAUUCAUUAAGGAAAUGUGCACUGUUGAAGAACCUAAUGAAGAGUUUACAUCUAGACAUAGUUUAGAAUGGAAAUUUCUAUUUCUAGAUCACAGGGCACCACCAAUAAUAGGAUAUUUGCCAUUUGAAGUUCUGGGAACAUCAGGCUAUGAUUACUAUCAUGUGGAUGACCUAGAGAAUUUGGCAAAAUGCCAUGAGCACUUGAUGCAGUAUGGGAAAGGCAAAUCAUGUUAUUAUAGGUUCCUAACUAAAGGACAGCAGUGGAUUUGGCUUCAGACUCAUUAUUAUAUCACUUAUCAUCAGUGGAAUUCAAGACCAGAGUUUAUUGUUUGUACACACACUGUAGUAAGUUAUGCAGAAGUUAGGGCUGAAAGACGACGAGAACUUGGCAUUGAAGAGUCUCUUCCUGAGACAGCUGCUGACAAAAGCCAAGAUUCUGGGUCUGAUAAUCGUAUAAACACAGUCAGUCUUAAGGAAGCUUUGGAAAGGUUUGAUCACAGCCCAACCCCUUCUGCCUCCUCCCGGAGUUCAAGAAAAUCAUCUCACACAGCAGUCUCAGAUCCUUCCUCAACACCAACAAAGAUCCCAACCGAUACUAGCACUCCCCCGAGACCGCAUUUAUCAACUCAUGAGAAGAUGGCACAGAGGAGGUCAUCAUGUAGUAGUCAGUCCAUAAAUUCCCAGUCUGUUGGUCAGUCAUUAACACAGCCAGUGAUGUCUCAAGCUGCAAAUUUACCAAUUCCACAAGGCAUGUCCCAGUUUCAGUUUUCAGCUCAAUUAGGAGCCAUGCAGCAUCUGAAAGAUCAGCUGGAGCAGAGAACACGGAUGAUAGAAGCAAAUAUUCACCGACAACAGGAAGAACUAAGGAAAAUUCAAGAACAGCUUCAGAUGGUCCAUGGUCAAGGGCUGCAGAUGUUUUUUCAACAAUCAACCCCUGGACUGAAUUUUGGUUCUGUUCAGCUUUCUUCUGGAAAUUCAUCUAAUAUCCAGCCACUUGCAUCUAUAAAUAUGCAAGGCCAGGUUGUUCAAACUAACCAGAUUCAAAGUGGAAUGAAUUCUGGACACAUUGGCACAAAUCAGCACAUGAUACAACAGCAGACCUUACAGAGUACGCCAAGUCAGCAGAGUCCACAAACGGUCCUGAGUGGGCACAGUCAGCAAACGUCUCUUCCCAGUCAGACACAGAGCACUCUGGCCACCCCGCUGUAUAACACUAUGGUGAUUUCUCAGCCAGCAGCUGGCAGCAUGGUCCAGAUGCCAUCAAGCUUGCCACAGAACAGUGCCCAGAGUGCAGCCGUGACAACUUUCACUCAGGAUAGGCAGAUCAGGUUUCCCCAAGGUCAGCAGCUUGUGACCAAAUUAGUAACUGCCCCCGUGGCCUGCGGGGCAGUCAUGGUCCCGAGCACCAUGCUCAUGGGUCAGGUGGUCACCGCCUACCCGUUUGCACCCCAGCAGCAGCCGCCGCCGCAGCAGAGUUCCCAGGAGCAGCAGCUCCCCGCAGCUCAGCAGCCGUCUCCAGCACCACUGACCCAGGCACCGCAGCCGUUCUUACAGACUUCUAGGUUGCUUCACGGGAAUCCUUCAGCUCAGCUUAUCCUCUCUGCUGCAUUUCCACUACAACAGAGCACUUUCCCUCAGUCACAUCACCAGCAACACCAGUCUCAGCAGCAGCAGCAGCAGCUGGCUCGGCACAGGACUGACGGUUUGACUGAUCCUUCCAAGGUCCAACCACAGUAGCCACCUCUGACCUCAAAGAAGGAAGGGGUUGAUCCAUAAGGAAUUUCUCAGAUGAUCUGAGGAGAGGAGGACAAGUUCCAGCACUUGCUGAGAUGCAGUAUAGAGUGUUCUAGUUUCCGGAAUCACUUAGGGAAAAUGCUGCCUAGUGCUAAAGAUGUACAUUAAUACCAGCCUGCAGGAGGGAAUCAUAGGGCCAUAGCCAAUUCUGACAGUGUUUUACUUGCCCAGAUACUUUUGAUGGAAAGAGGAGUAUAUUGCCAAAUGUUUAGCUCAGCUAAGAACACGACCUCCAGUGAAUCAGAAAGGCACUGAUGAUGUUAGUAACUUUAGUGGUUCUGUGCCUAUUUUCCAGUGUUACAGAGGACACACCACUGCCAUGUCAGGGGUUUGCUCACAGUGAUGCCAUGCAGACAGUCCAGUAGACUCAGUAGUUCCCUUCCCAGCCUUCCCCCUGGUCAGAUAAUGAUGGAAUAGUGAUUAGUUUGAGAAUGUUGUGUGAGUUCCUAUUCUCUAUGUACAGAUGCUGUAAAAAUAAUAUGUAUAUGUCUGGAUAAAAGGAGAGAAAGCAAAACUUUUGUAUGCUGCAUGAAAGCAUUAUCUCCUCCUUAUAGGUAUAUUUCCUUAGAUUCUGAUACCAUGUGCAAAAUGAAUACAUCCUCCAUUUCCCUUUUGUUUACAACAGACAUAGUGUUCUAGUCACUUUCCGGGGCACAAGUCUUUUUGUUCAUACUUUGGCUGUGACGUCACAGUUCGUUUUGUGAGGUAUGAUGUGCUGCUGGGAAUGAUUUAUUUUUUUCAGGUUAAAUUAUUGAAACUACAGGAUUUUGAAGUUAUUCAGAAAUAUCCCUCAUUUCAUUGUUUUUCAAUUAUGUUUGAAAAUAGGAUUUGCACUGUUGUUGUUUUUUUUAAAGAUGGUUGGAAGUUUUGAUCACAUAUUUUGAUACAGUUCAUAGUUGGAAAUAGUUGUGUAAGUGGUUUUCAACAAGACUGAAAGUAAUUUCAAGAAUGUUUGUUAUAGGAGUAAAAUUUGCACACAAAACAUUUUUGGCACUUUUUAACAUUCUCACUGGUGGGAAUUUUAACUUUUAAGAUUUAUUGCAAUCUUUUUAUUAUCCUUCACAAUUUCAAUGCUUCUUUUAGUCAGAAAUGAUUCAGGGUUAGAGAGGAAAAACCCAUAGUGCCUUGAUUUUGAUUCAGGUGAGAAUUCACCAUCUUGAAUUUGCUGUCUGGCUUCAGUAACAGUUUCAGAACCUUAGUACAUUUUUCACAGCAUGUGGGUGUCAGUGCCAUUAUUAUUCUCCUAAGUUCUAUGAAGACUGUCUGGGUCUCUUGGACUGGAGGUACAAAUAAGUUAGAAAUAAAAGAUGACACCCCACUCCUGUAUUAAAGUGAUUGCAAAGUUGCUUUCCUAGUCUUCAUCAUCCAUUAAAGCUAAAUAUUCGUUAAAGAAUUACCAGUGAAUAUUUGUUCCGUAUAAUCUUGAUGUUCCUACAGAAGACAAAAAAAGGGGUCAGGAAUUCUCUUUGCUUUCACUUGUAACACUAGAAUAUUCUCACUCAUGUGCUUUCUAAACAACCUAAGAUUUCUUUUCCUAUUCUAGAGGUAAUCAAGGCCAACAGAAAUUGCCUAUAUUCAAACAAGCAUUUCCUAGGUCUUGUGGUACUAAUAAAUUUAUAAUUUCACAGAAAGUUAAAAAUAGCUUCUGUAAUAAUUAGAAGAUACUACUGAAGAAAGGGAAAACAGCAAGCGAUAAUAACUCAGAAUUGAUCCUAACCAAAAAUGUGGAACAGAUUUGGGAUUGCUGAGCAGAAAACUUUUCUAGAAUUGAAAAUAACCUGACUCACAUUUAACUAGAUACAGGAGCCCAAGAAUUCUUUUAGUUCUUAAUACUUUUCUGAUCUCAGCUUUGCUGCCAUCCUCAUACUUUGUCUUUCUUUAGAAAACUACCCAGCUACAUUUAAAUUAGAAAUACUGAAAAAUAAAACUACCAAAGAAAGUUGGUACCUACCCUUCUACAAAAGAAGUGUCAUUAGAUACCAAACUCUAACAUAUCGAGAAGCACCUCUUCUAGUAAAGUGAGCAUCCAAGAGAGGAUGCUGACUUCCCCUGAAGCUGUUGGAACCGAAGGUGUGUGUGAGCACACGUCCAGACAGAACUGAUAGGGAGCAUGGCAACAGUAUUUAUUUCUUCCCUUUCCAAUGGCCUUUCUCUACCUUAGCACGUUGUUCUGUUUCUAUGAGUUGUGCCUCAUUAGUUUAUUGGUGAUGUCUAGUGAUAAGGAUUUAGAUGAUGAGAUAUGAAGAGCUAUAAUUUUGAGGUUUAUCCUCUAAAUGCAGUAAAGAAAGCAAACUAUAGGUAGAUCACAAAAGCAAACCAUACUCAGAUGAGCCAUUGGUAGAUUGGCUGACUAUUAAUUCACAUUCUCCAAUACUCCCUUUAAGUAUUUUUCAUCCUGACAAAUACAGUAAUCAGUAACCAAUUUUUUGUUUAGUAAUUCCUGACCUCCCCUCCCCCGUCCUACAGCACCCCCCCCCACACACACAAGACACAGUCCUGAUUAUUGGAUUUCAAGAAGCAGUUUACAUUUUUCCUGUCUCUUAUAGAUGUUGUCAGAAGAAUUUAAUAAGCAUCAACUGCCUCUUGGCUCAUAGUUUUCCUUCUGCUUCUCAAACUUAACCAUUGCAAAGCUGGCCCUGCCCCGCCCUGCCCUCGAUCCCAAGAAUUGACACGAGCAUACUGAAGAAGAUUCUGCAUUUGUCUAUACUUCGUUCCUUUUUGUAGCCAGUGUCCAUUAAAAUCCCAAAGUCAUGAAAAAAAUACCAAAUUAGGAGCACUUUUUAGCUACUGAAAAAAAAAAGAAAAAUCUUCCCUCAGCUUUAGUCUGAUUAGACAUAGAUUUUCUUUUUUAAAAAAAUUUAUGUAUGUUUAUAAACUGGGUAGCACUUUAGGAUAGCACCUUGUUGCAGAGAAGGAAGACCUUUCGCAGUUCUCUUUUUGCAGUUCUCUUGCUUGUGAUGGUUGUGAGUGGCUCCGAGGACUGUUUAUCAACAGCCCACAAGAAGGGAGUUGCUAGCAUCUGUUGCUUAGAGUGGUAUGAAAUCAGAAUCUACACUCCAAAGUACUCCAGUUUUUUUUGGUGAAAAAUCUUGGAGGGAAGCAAAUACAGGGGUGAGGUAGUAUGUAAGUAAAUGGUGCAGUUCUUUCGUAAGUGUUGUCUUAGGUGAAGGGAUCACUGGUAUCCCAUGUUCUGCUCUCACUUGAAUCUGGCACUUGUGCGGGUAAGGCCAAGAUCCUGGUGACCGAAUGUGGUGUUCAGAACUCUCAGUGCUGGCUCCCGAGAGGUUCCCUGCAUUCUCCAGAAGUGCUCGAGCUGGCCGUUGCCUUAAAGCAGUGCACUUGCUGACCGUGUGGGCAGACACCGACAUGCCCUGCAGCUCGCUGAGGCAGUUGUACAAUCUGGCCCGCACUGCAUCCCCCUGCCCACCGUGUUUCCUUCCUGAAGCCCCCCAUCCUCCUCUCUGGACCCUAGUCUCAUGCCCCAGUCACCCUGUGUCCCCCUUGAAUACCACGGAGCCAUGAGAAAUGCUUGCUCUAAAGGCCGUUGUGGGUCACAGGGAAAUGAAGGCUGUGUCAGGAAGCUGUAAAGAGGCCCACUAUUGGCCCUGCUCUGCACAGGGGGCAGUCAGGUUAGACCAGAUAUCACCCAACUUUCUUUGGUUGUGUAUUAGGCAGAUUUGGGAUUUUGUUUGCUUUUGUGGUGCCAAGAACUGAACCCAGGGUUCACACAUGUGUGGCAUGCAGCUUUACCACUGAGGCAGCCACAGCCCUACCCAGUGUAUUGCAAAAGGUUUCCACUACAUUGAGAGUGACUUUUUUUAAGUGGAAAACAAGUAGCAUCUUACUCUAGAACUGCUCACUUCUUUUUUGCUUUCUGUUUUCUUUGGUGAUUCAAAGUCUGUUGAUGGACAUCUGUGUAAAAUUCACUCAAAAUUCUAUGACCUUUCCAGUAUCGGGGACUCUGUUCUUUAGUCCCUCAGGAGUUAAUGUUGGAAGGUAGAAACACUGGAUAUUAUUAUUGCUGAGUGAGUCUAGUCAGGAAUAAGUUGAUCGGAGCUUUUAAACUGUUAGGAGAGAAAUAGCACAAAGGCACAUGCCCUCUCAGUAGUGAUCAGAGAAAAGAACCUUUUAAGUUUGUUUCAGUUGGGUGAACAUUCUUCUAAAAGGAGCUUCUAGAGUAAUUAAUUGCAGAGGAAAAGAGUUGACUAUUUUUAUAGCGUAUUUAAUAUAUUUGUAUAUAACUAUGAAUAUUAUAUAGUAGGAACCUUCCCCAUGCCUCCCUCUUUUCUAAUUUCCUCCCCCCUUCGCCAUAGCACUAGUAUCGCCUCAUCCGCAUGGGUACUGUGCCUACCGCCAGCCUACCAAGAGAUAGUGCUGCUGCUUUCUGAGACAGGUGAGACGCCCCGACUCUCAUGCCUGGGGAUCCUUUACACAGGAAUAGCACACAACGUCACACAACACAACAGUCCAAACGCAUCCUUUUAAACGUUAACAAGCACUUUAUUGCAACUAUCCAUUUUGAUAAAGUUUAUUGUCUUAGGCAUUACCGUUUCUAAAGGAUCCCCCAAAUCAUCACUUAGGUGAAAAUUUAAAAUGACACAUUUCUGAGAAAUGUUUAGAUCCAGUGAACCAUAGUAGGUUUAUGGGAGUGACUUCAAGGUAGCCAAAUGAACUCUGGCUUUUGUUUUGAAUGUGGUGGUCAAGAGACUGUAGUCGCCUCGUUCCAUUUAGACAUUGUAAACCUUUCUUGCCUAUUACUCGUGUGGACACCCAAAGAGACCAAUGAGCCUGUUUGUUUUCAGAGGUCUAGGAAAAUUGCAUCAAUGUGAAUAGAUGUCUAGAGCUGACCUAAAAGUGAAUGGUGUAAUAUUUUAGAAUGUAAUAAUUUCAAGAAUUAUUCUGGGUGUUUUAAAUGUGUUCUGAAAUGUUGGCAUGUCAUUUCAGUGUUUCCAUUUGAAUUGCUCUUGUAAUGUUUUUGCACAAAAAGACUGAGAAAAAAUACUACUUUGGUUGAAGAAAUAUAAUUUGGUCCUAUUUUAAUGUCUCCUGUGGAAACACUGGGAGUGAGUUUUGUUGGAAGGUAUUAAGAUAUUUUAAAAAAUGUUGAACCACUCACCAAAAAAUUAAGCAAAGUUAAAUAUUUAAAAACUUUUCCUUGUGACUGUUUUGCACAUUUCCCCCUGUGUCAUGAUUUCACACUACAUUCCUUGUAUUUCUUAAAUAAAAUGAUACUCUACAGGUUUUGUUUUGAGUAUUUAACAAUACUCUGUAAGCUGCCUGGGUUUUCCUAAGGAAACGUUCUUUAGUGAAAUAUAGGAUAUAGUUUAGGAAGAGACUAUGAAGUGAAAUUUCAUCACCACCACCAGCAAACACUGAGGGUGCUUGCAUUUUGUGACAAUCAAAAUAGUAUUUAUGGAAGAAUUUAAAACGUGGUUUUAAAGAAGCAAUUGCUUUGAAAGCAUUUCUCUGGGUUUCUUGAAUAAAAAUGGCUAAAUGUAUUUAUUUAUAUUUUAAAAUAUUUUUAUGUUGUUUUGUCAUCAAAGCGAUUUCCCAGUGUCAUGUAUUUGAUUUGUGGUUUGUUAUGUUUUGCCAUGUCAAUCUUGUACGGAGAGACCUGGCCCCUUCUCUGGGGCCGUCUCCAGCCCUUGCCUCUUCUCGGGCAGGCGGGUGUUUGCUGUCAGAACCCUGGGAUGGCCCAGCCCAGGGGCUCUGCACUGCUUGCCCUCUUCACAGCUCAUUUAAAAAAAUAAUAUCCUUUCAAAUUCCCAUAUAGCUCCAACCUUUUUCUAGUUUCACUUGCUGCCUUUUCUAUUUCAUGGGCACUUUUUAUACAAUUGACUUCCCCAACACAGCCAAAGGCCAGUAUGACAGAACCAGUGGCACACAUUGUUUUCUUAAAAAGCAUCUUCCAGUAGCUGUCAUGAUUAUGCCCGUACUGAAACUCACUUAGUCUUUAAGUACAGGUGGAGCAAUUGUAUCUACUGUAAUCUUUUACAAGAAAAUGUUUGCUAACUUUCUUUAUAUAGUAUGUUACUAUGUUGCUUGAUCCUUUUUUAAAAACCUUCAUGUACAGCACUGUCCAUUAAGGCAGUGUUUGACAUUUCAAAGCCUAGAGCUGGUACUUCUCCUGGUGCACUUUGAAACAUGACAUCUCUACUUUAGGGUUCCCACUCGGGCUCCCCAGUCCUACAGGGCAGGCACAGGGCUGCCUGCCUCGCGUGUAGGGCUCCUCGGAGAGUGGUGAUUAAAGCACAUCAACCACCAGUUGGAUAGGAUGUUGACAUCUGACUUAAAUUGAAGAUGUGAUGUUUUCAGAUAAUAUAAUUCUUUUAAAUUAUCUGAGGACACAAACUGACAUCAUUUGAAAAACAGUGUUCAAAUGCUUCUGUGUGGUUUUGAGUUGGCUGGUACUGGUGCAAGUUCACUGCUGGCAAUGGUUGGCUGUGUCAGUCUUAAAGCAUUAAAAUGUAAAGAAAACUACAUUACUCAGAAUGAUGAUCUGAAUACACCAUCUCCCCAUCAGCAAAAAAAAAAAAAAAAAAAGAUUACCAAGAGAUGACAAUUUUCUUUUAAUGGGUAUCAGCCACAACUGCAAUUUAGACCAUUUUAGAAUUAUUUUGAGAACUAUUUUCCCACAGUGUAAGUUGGGGAAGGGCCUCAGUAAGGCACUCUUUGUAAAGAUUGAAGCCCAAAGAUGAGUUCAAUUCAGUGCUGUAUUCAAUCCAGUUCGUGCAAAAAAUGUUUAUCUUUGUAAAGUUUUUGUUAACAUCGGUUGGUAGUUUUACAAACAAAACCAAAUUCUUUCUAAUGUUAUGUGUUGGUUCUUAGUGUGCUACUCUUUGACAUUGCUGUCCUUACUGCUUGGUUCUCCGUUUUUAAGUAAGUUAGAUGUAGCCCCUCAUUCUUAUGUUCCCAAAGGGUGGAGCUGUGUAGAGCUAGCAGGUCUUGAAAUGCCUAUUUUCCUAAAGCAGAUGUUGAAUGAAAGCCCAAAUUGAUUUUCAUUGACAUUUCCCAGGUGUUUUCCCAAAUCCAAAGUUGCGCAGAAGCAUGAAAGAAUACUGAAUGGUUUCAACGGUGCUAUAUUAGGUUCUUUGCUGAUUUUCAUGAGCUAUGUUUGGAAACACAUUAUUGUACAAAAUAUGUGGGUCAUUUUGUUACCAGUUGAAUAUUGCCAUUUUAAUUUGGUGUUACGAUUGGUUAUAGUUGUUUUUCAAAGCUUUCCUUUGAGAAAAAGGUAAAAUACAUUAUUAGCCUACCUCCACUCAGGCCUCUUGCUGUAUAAUCACUUUUCCAGGUUUGAUGUGCAGUUUCUAAAAACUACAUGUACUAUUAUAAUGUUCUUUCCCAUAGACUCUUGUAAUGUAUUCAGAACCGAAAAUUAUAGCAAAAGAGCCAAGCAGUAGCAUUGUUUAUUUUGUAAAUGUAAAAAUAAUUAGAUGCAAACCUUGUUUCCUUAUUCAAUUUUAAAAAUAAAAAAUACCUCAGUGCUAUGUUUUUCAGUAUCACCUGCAGUUCUCAAAAAAAAAAAAUCAAGACCUGCUUUAUGUGGCACAUAACUUGUAAGAAUCACACUAUUUUGGAUUUUAAAGAAAGACUAUUAAAUAUUUUAAAAUCACUA